Molecule: messenger RNA, 1660 nt
Organism: Indicator indicator
Lineage: Eukaryota; Metazoa; Chordata; Aves; Piciformes; Indicatoridae
Gene: SOX10
Product: SRY-box transcription factor 10
Exons: 3
Coding region: 269-1660 (463 amino acids)
Biological process (GO): morphogenesis of an epithelium; neural crest cell migration; peripheral nervous system development
Cellular component (GO): nucleus
Molecular function (GO): RNA polymerase II cis-regulatory region sequence-specific DNA binding; DNA-binding transcription factor activity, RNA polymerase II-specific
Source: RefSeq, a predicted model, not a curated record
AGGGGCCCCAACCCAUCCCCACCCCCAUUGAUCACGGGUUUUGUGGUGUGCACAGCAAUUGCUUGGCUUGCGCUUUUAUUGAGCAGCCCCUGUCUUGUGGUCAGCUCUUCAGAGACCUUGGAGUCCCUUCGGAUUUGGUGGUUGCUUCUUCAAUUCUUUCUUUCCCCCUUCCUCUUUCCUUUCCUUUCUUUCCUUUGUCUUCCUCCCUUCCCUCCCCAGUGAGAAGAAAGGCACCAAGAAGGAAGAGAGAAAGGGCUUGAGAGCAACAAUGGCUGAUGACCAAGACCUUUCAGAGGUGGAGAUGAGCCCAGUGGGCUCUGACGACCACCACUGCCUCUCGCCAGGACCCUCUAUGGUGUCGGACAACUCUCCACACCUUGCCGGCUCUGGGAACGGGGAGAUGGGGAAGGUCAAGAAAGAACAGCAAGACUCAGAGGCGGACGAUGACAAGUUCCCGGUGUGCAUUCGCGAGGCAGUCAGCCAGGUGCUGAGUGGCUAUGACUGGACCCUGGUCCCCAUGCCUGUCCGGGUCAAUGGAAGUAACAAGAGCAAGCCCCACGUCAAGCGGCCCAUGAAUGCCUUCAUGGUCUGGGCACAGGCUGCCCGGAGGAAACUGGCUGACCAGUACCCACACCUCCACAACGCUGAGCUCAGCAAGACCUUGGGGAAGCUCUGGAGGCUGUUAAACGAGAGCGACAAGCGGCCCUUUAUUGAGGAGGCAGAGCGGCUGAGGAUGCAGCACAAGAAGGACCACCCUGACUACAAGUACCAGCCCCGCCGGCGGAAAAACGGCAAGGCCACGCAGGGAGAGGGAGAGGGUCAGGUGGAGGGGGAGGCUGGAGGGGCUGCUGCCAUCCAGGCUCACUACAAGAAUGCCCACCUGGAUCACAGGCAUCCCGGCGAAGGGUCACCAAUGUCUGACGGUCAUCCAGAACACUCCUCAGGUCAGAGCCAUGGGCCCCCCACACCUCCUACCACCCCUAAGACCGAGCUGCAGGCAGGCAAAGCUGACUCCAAACGUGAAGGGCGUUCCCUGGGGGAAGGAGGAAAGCCACACAUUGACUUUGGCAAUGUGGACAUCGGGGAGAUCAGCCAUGAAGUGAUGUCCAACAUGGAGACCUUUGAUGUCAACGAAUUCGACCAGUAUUUGCCACCCAAUGGACACGCUGGCCACCCAGGCCACGUUGGUGGCUACGCAGCAGCGGCAGCUGCUGGCUACGGCCUUGGGAGCGCCCUGGCUGCAGCCAGUGGACACUCUGCCUGGAUCUCCAAGCAGCAUGGAGUCUCCUUGUCCACUGCCACCUCCUCAGUGGUGGACUCCAAGGCUCAGGUGAAAACAGAGGGGUCUGCCGCUGGAGGUCACUAUACUGACCAGCCCUCCACCUCCCAGAUAGCUUACACAUCCCUGAGUCUUCCUCACUACGGUUCAGCCUUCCCCUCCAUCUCCAGGCCACAGUUCGACUACCCGGACCAUCAGCCUUCAGGACCCUACUACAGCCAUUCCACCCAAGCCUCUGGCCUCUAUUCUGCCUUCUCCUAUAUGGGACCUUCCCAACGUCCCCUUUACACUGCCAUCUCUGACCCUGCGCCCUCUGUGCCACAGUCUCAUAGUCCUACACACUGGGAACAGCCUGUGUACACAACUCUCUCCAGACCAUAG